UGUGUUUUUUAACUUCUAGCAGAAGAAACUCGGCGUUUCGGAAUGUCUUUGGAAGAUCCGUUUUUUGUAGUGAAAGGGGAAGUGCAGAAAGCAGUGAACACUGCCCGGGGGCUCUAUCAGCGAUGGACAGAACUUCUUGAAGAGUCGACAUUUGUUAGCAAGGAAGAAUUUGACUGGACCACCAAUGAAUUAAGAAACAGCUUGCGGUCCAUUGAGUGGGACCUUGAAGAUCUGGAAGAAACUAUUGGCAUUGUACAAUCUAAUCCACGAAAGUUCAAGAUUGAGGAAAAUGAGCUGGCAGAGAGGAAAGCCUUUGUGGAGAGAAGCAGGGAUGCCGUCAAGGAAAUGAAAGAUCACAUUUCAAGUCCAUCAGCGAUGGCAGUAGUCAAAAAGAAAAGUCGACAGGCACUUAUGUCAGGAGAUGGACAUCACAGUGGGAUUCAGUCUGACCGCUACACACGUCUUGACCAGGAUCUCAUCAUGGGAAACUCUCGAUAUAUUGAGGACCAGCAAGCACAGCAACAG
Messenger RNA from Polypterus senegalus (gray bichir), 525 nucleotides. RefSeq names its product syntaxin-6-like. The transcript is spliced from 5 exons. The record is from RefSeq and is a predicted model, not a curated record. Gene Ontology annotation, biological process: Golgi vesicle transport. The annotation marks the transcript as partial. Gene Ontology annotation, cellular component: membrane. NCBI's taxonomy places the organism in Eukaryota, Metazoa, Chordata, Cladistia, Polypteriformes, Polypteridae.